This is a messenger RNA of Setaria italica (foxtail millet), 998 nucleotides long. RefSeq lists its product as uncharacterized. The record is from RefSeq and is a predicted model, not a curated record. The coding region runs from base 322 to 732 and encodes 136 amino acids. The transcript has 2 exons. NCBI's taxonomy places the organism in Eukaryota, Viridiplantae, Streptophyta, Magnoliopsida, Poales, Poaceae. Gene Ontology annotation, biological process: NADH dehydrogenase complex (plastoquinone) assembly.
AGGGCACACAGCAACCGUUCACUUCUCAGCCGUUCAGAAGCACAUCCUCGAUACCCCUGCCACCACAGUCCACAAGGCGCGACCACAGCACCAUUUCUACAAGGAGAGCUCAGUCUCAAACCAGCGAUUACUCCACCAAUCAAGCCAUUCCCGUCGAAGCCAAACGUUGGAGCAGAACCCUCAAUCCAGCAUCGCGCUCACGAAUCAGCAAGGAGUAACAACGGAGGAUUGGCAACACAGGAACUAGAAUUGCAUUAGCAGAUAGCUGCAUAGAGACUGUCGAGCACCUCCCUGCCUCUGUAUCUGCUUCAGUGGGUAGGAAUGGCACAUCCAUUGCUCGCGGCAGCAACUACUGCUGUUUCUUCACCCUACGUCUCCUCGACAGCACGAGUCCCUGCUUCUCCCGUGCGACGGCGUCACCGCGGCGUCGCCGUCCGGUGCGCGCCGAACGGCGACGUUGCAUCAGCAAGCGACACGAAAUCGAACCUCAAGGUGGGCUCGCCGAUCGUCAUCCUGGAGGCGCCCGUGAUGCUGAAGACCGCGGCGUCGGUGCCGUCGCUCCGGCACAACAGCGGCCAGGUCAAGGCCGGCGACGUCGGAAGGAUCAUGGCGCGGAAGCCCAAGGACGUCUGGGCCGUGCGCCUCGCCGCCGGCAUGUACCUGCUGGACGGCAAGUUUUUCAGGCCCUUGGAUGCUGAUGAAGACAACGAGGAGUCGUCACGGGGUGAAUGACAAACCGAUGCCUCAAUGGCAUGCCGCGCUCUGUGCGAACAUGUCAAUAGUGAAACGAGGUGAUUGCAACCGCAGGAUUCAUGGCAUGUAACUCUGCCGAAAGCGCGCAAGCAUAAUCGUGCUGUUAGUGUAAUGUUCUUGGAGUUUAAAUUCAUAGUUUCACAGACAUUCAAAACUUUGUCCCUAGGCAAUUUUCAAUGGGAACGCUAGAACUUACUCGGGUGUUUCUUUUUCAAGGAGAAUGUUCAAAAUUAAUCGCUGUGACA